AUGUCUUCCGUCACCGACAAGCAGUUCACUGUCCCCCUGCCCACCGCCACCGGACUCUCUCAGCCUGCUGGUCAAAUCCUCAAGGGCGCCACUGACGACAAUGGCAAGCUCCGCGAUGCCUCUCUGCUCCUUGGCAUCAAGCUCGAUCUUGAGGCCGAGGUUCACCUGACUGCCCGUGUCAAGGGUGAUGUCGUUGUUGGUCUCUAUUAG
Clonostachys byssicola is the source of this 210-nucleotide messenger RNA. NCBI's taxonomy places the organism in Eukaryota, Fungi, Ascomycota, Sordariomycetes, Hypocreales, Bionectriaceae. The record is from the annotation of a GenBank genome assembly.